UCCAAUAGUGUUUGUAUAACCAUUUGACAUUUUCUUUGUUAUCGUACCUCUACAACUGAGUGUGUUUUUGCGUUUGGUGUGUCAGUGAAGCGGAGCCGCUAUGCUCUGCCCACAGGGACCCCCAUGUGUGCGGAGUACUGCUAUCAUGAUGGUCAUGGUGUUGGCGCACAUUUUAGUUGUUUCGCAUGCGUGCUGUUUCCUUGUGACUUAAAAUAAUAAAAUAAGGCAAAAUAAUAAAUGUUCGAAAGUUUGAACUUAAAGUGGGAUAUGCCAACCCAUUAAUUAACAUAACGAAAAAAUAAACAUUUCUUCAACAAUAAAUUUAACUGAAGUCAGUCCACAUAAUUACACAGAACUGAAUGAUAGCGUUUUCUGCUGCUAAUAGAUCCUCAGUUGAUACAUUUUCUCGUCCCAACAAUUUCUGGCUUCCAACAUUUACUUGUCAACAUAACGAAGAUCAGCUGUUGCAAACAUCACAAGUUGCUUACUGCUUUGACUCAUCUCCAAUAGAGCCUUCUUGACCUUGAGUAACCAUGCAACUGCAACCUUCAACCUUUUCCAAUCAGAGUAAUAUGUGAUGAGUCGAUCAAUUGCACUAUCCUCUUCAGUAGUUAUUGUGUUUGUAGAGAUCUCUGUUUGACCUCUGGAUCAUCCUCUUCCACUGUGGACUCUGUAUCCAUGUUUCUCUUGCCUUACACUGGAACUGAUAACCACGUCUUGCUGUUCAGAAGCUUCUGGACUGUCAGUCUUCUAGAUGCAUCAUCUGCUGCAUUUUGCGAUGUGUGAACACAGCGCCACUGUGCUGGGUCUGAAGCUUCCCUUAUGACAGCUAUUCUGUUGGCCACAAAUGUUUGAAAUCUUUUGUUUACAUUGCUGAUGUACUUCAAGACUGUGCUACUAUCAGUCCAGAAACAGGAUCCUGGCAAAGAAAGCUGUAACUCUGAUUCUACAGCCAAAACAGAAGCACUGAGUUCCAUACGAGGGGUGUUUACGGUUUUAAGAGGUGCAACCCUUGCCUUUCCGAAGAGAAAGGAAACAUGUACAUGACCUGGUUUGUUCUGUAACCUCAGAUACGUUACCGUAAAAGAAAAUGAACAGCAGCACUGAGGUAAAGAAACCUGAUCAAUAAAAUCUACAACUGAUAUUUUCAUAACUUUGUCACAACACAAUCAUUGAGCACACUUUGGGAAAAGUGUGUCUGCUGUCACACCCCAUCAUCCCAUCAAAAAGAUCAGGAUCCCUGAAGUGCAGCGGUGAGGUUGUAACUCAACAGGCACAAGGACCCAACAUCCUCUGACUGGGCUGCUCAGCCUGCAGGUUGUGUCCUGGGGUAUUUAUCCAAAGUGGAGUACAAUCUUGUGCGCAAGAAGUGAACAUGGAGAAGCACUGGUCGGCAGUUUGUGCUCUGAUUUUUACACUUGGUGCAUUUCUGCACUUUAACAUAGUAUUUGCUGCGGAAGCUGGCAAUUUAACAGUGAUCCUUCCAAAGCCAGGCCACUGCCCACGUCUCCUUAAUGUUGUCCCAUCACAUAAGGGGUGUGUGUGUGAUGAAGACUGUCCUGCAGAUCACAAAUGCUGUGUCUUUGACUGUGGAGCUGUCUGUGUCCCACCUGCUUUCACUAAGCCAGGAGUGUGUCCUCGCAGGCAAUGGGGCGCCGGGCUGUGUGCUGAAUUUUGCUCUAAUGACAGUGACUGCCCCCAAAAUGAGAAGUGCUGCUCAAAUGGAUGUGGACAUCAGUGCAUGACACCAUACACAGUGAAGCGGGGCCGCUGUCCUCUGCCCACCGGGACCCCCAUGUGUGCGGAGUACUGCUAUCAUGAUGGUCAGUGUCCAGGAGAACAGAAGUGCUGCAAGACAACCUGCGGCCAUGCCUGCAGCGAGCCCUGCUGAUUGGAUAGCCAGCGACUCAGCCACAUGCGUGCACUUGCUUGCUUUCUUUCAUGCACCAACACAGAAAAUGUAAUGAGAGAUGAGAAAUGUUAUCAUGAUCAAUUUUUCUAGCUUUUCAACUACAUAGCAGCACAAUUGACACACACAGCGUAGUCACACAGUCAGGAGAAAAAUAGUUGGUAGGGUGCCACUAGGGUGCUACAUAAGACCUUAAAUAUGUUUGUAUUACAACUUGAGUUUACAAGUAACCUUACAUUUUGGUCAAGUAACAGUAUUUUUGUAUGAGUAGUAAUACUGUAUAUUCUAGUAUCUGCUAUGUAUUCUAAUUUGAAAAGUACUGUACUUUUUGAGUUUGAAGCUAUGGUGCAAUUUGUAUUUCUUCAUAUUUAAACAAAUAAAUGUUUGUAGAACCUA
Micropterus dolomieu (smallmouth bass) is the source of this 2305-nucleotide messenger RNA. It is a transcript of the gene wfdc2, whose product is annotated as WAP four-disulfide core domain 2. The transcript is spliced from 4 exons. Bases 1376 to 1891 code for a protein of 171 amino acids. Lineage: Eukaryota; Metazoa; Chordata; Actinopteri; Centrarchiformes; Centrarchidae. Gene Ontology annotation, molecular function: peptidase inhibitor activity. Gene Ontology annotation, biological process: innate immune response; antibacterial humoral response. The record is from RefSeq and is a predicted model, not a curated record. Gene Ontology annotation, cellular component: extracellular region.